Molecule: messenger RNA, 1523 nt
Organism: Olea europaea var. sylvestris
Lineage: Eukaryota; Viridiplantae; Streptophyta; Magnoliopsida; Lamiales; Oleaceae
Product: heat stress transcription factor A-2-like
Exons: 3
Coding region: 183-1349 (388 amino acids)
Biological process (GO): regulation of transcription by RNA polymerase II
Cellular component (GO): nucleus
Molecular function (GO): RNA polymerase II cis-regulatory region sequence-specific DNA binding; DNA-binding transcription factor activity
Source: RefSeq, a predicted model, not a curated record
UUUCUCUCUCCUCCUCUCCGUCUCACCACGACACCACCUACACGACCCUAUGAUGAGCCAUGUGUACUAUAUACGCAAAUACAGACACCAUUUUCCGCCAAAAACUCUUCUUUACGGAGCCUUUUCUCACCGAAUAGACUAAUAAAGAUAAAGAUUUAUACUUUCAGCUCAAAAUCCACUAAAUGGAGCAAGAAUUAGAAAGAAAUAUGGAACAAAAUAGUGGCCAAUAUGAAGUCUUGAUCACAACUGUGAAAGAAGAGCCUUUGAUAGUACUUGAUGAUGAUGAAGAAGAGAAUAUUGUGUGCGGCGGCGGCGGUGGUGCAUGCACUGUGGUGCCAAAACCAAUGGAAGGGCUUAGAGAAAUUGGGCCAUCGCCAUUUUUGAAGAAAACAUUUGAGAUGGUGGAUGAUCCUGCAACAGAGGACAUCAUUUCAUGGGGUUCUAUGAGAAACAGCUUCAUUGUGUGGGAUCCCCACAAAUUUUCGACAGAUUUGCUCCCUAAAAACUUCAAGCACAACAAUUUCUCAAGCUUUGUUCGUCAGCUUAACACCUAUAGAUUCAGGAAGAUUCAUUCAGACCGAUGGGAAUUUGCAAAUGAAGGUUUUCAGCAAGGGAAGAAACAUUUGUUGAACCAUAUCACAAGGAGACAGAAAAAUCCUCAAAUCAUGCCACAGCACGGGGCAGCACAAUCUUGGUUAAGUGUCACCAAGAACGGUGCGGAGGCUGAGAUUGAAAAACUAAGGACUGAUCAGAAUGUACUGAAAGCUGAAAUUUCGAAACUAAGGCAGCAGCAAGGGAAUAUGGAGCAUUAUUUAGCAGCCAUUAAGGAUCGUUUGCAGGACACUGAAAUGAAGCAAAAACACACUGUUGUUUUCACGAUGAAAGCGCUAAAAAAUCCUGGGAUUUUGCAGAACUUCAUCGAGAAAAAGAAAAAGAAAAGGGCACUAGCCAGUGGUCAAAUCUUGAAGAAACGACGAAUGGAUGCUCCCAAUUUAGGUAAUGGUGGUUUACAGGAAGUGAUGAGAACCAUUGAUAUUGAAGAGGUUGCUGAUAUGAAUGCUGAUUAUAAGAGGCUUCAAGGUCAAGAAGAGCUUACUACAAUUCAAACAGAAAUACAAACAAUGUUCUCUUCUGAUGAAUCAAAUAGUUCAUAUUUUUCAUCUGAAAAUUUUGUCUUGUGGGAGAAACUCAUGGAAGAUGACAAGAUUUACGAUGCAGAGCAAGCAGAAGAAGAAGCAACAGAAAGGCAACAACAGGAUAUAGUAAUGGAACUGGAGGAUUUGCUGGCAAAGCCACUGGAAUGGAAUAUGCAUGAGAAAGGCCUGGUCAUACCGGUAUCUACUGCGUAAUUGCCGAGGAGGGCAAAUGGAAACUGCUGAUGGUCUUUUCUUUUCAGUUUGUAGUUGUAUAUUCUACCUAUUUCGUUGUCUUGUAAUUUGCUCAGUGUUUAUUCUUCAUAUCAUCUUUGAAUGUAAAAGUUUACAGUUGUGAAGCUAGAAUAAUAAAUCCCUUCUUAAUUGUCC